AUGGAGAACACCGUCUCGGUCAAUGGCACUUCUCAUCAAGUCAAACCUGAAUACGAUGCACUGAUCAUAGGAGCUGGCUUCUCGGGCCUUCGGAUGAUCCAUGAAUGCCGUCAGCUUGGACUUUCGCUGAAAGCGUUCGAGGCUGGGCCUGCUGUUGGAGGCACAUGUGAAAGCUGGGUAUACAUCAUGAACUUUUCGAAGCAGCUCAAUGAUGAGUGGACCUGGAAAGAACGCUUUCCCUGUCAACCGGAGUUCCAUACGCGCAUCCAAUCUGCUCGGUGGAACGAUGACACACACUUUUGGACGUUGGAGACGGAGUUUGGAAAAAAGCAUACGUGCAAGUAUUUCAUCCCUGCUGGCGGCGUCCUGUCCGCGUCGAGGAGGCUUCCGUUUCUGGGAGUUGAGCGAUUCAAGGGCGAGUGGUACCAAUCAAGCUACUGGCCUCGGCAUAGCGUCAGUCUUAAAGGCAAGCGUGUUGCCGUUGUUGGCAACUAUGUCAUACCCGCUCGGAAUCAUCUCCUGAGCGCAGAUCAGCAAGAAUCGAUCAAGGAAAAUUAUGCUGAGAUAUGGGCGGAGGCCAAGAAUCAGUCUUUCGGAAUGUCCAUGACUGAUUCUCAUACGCCCAUGUCCGGCCUUAGCGAGGCCAAGAUCCAGCGUGUUCUUGAAGGAGGCUGGGAAGCUGGGGGAUUCAGAUUUGUGUUCGAGACGUUUGGCGAUCUGAUUUCCGACCGACAGUCCAACGAUAUAGCGUCCGAGUUCGUCCGCAACAAGAUUCGAAGUGUGGUGAAAGAUGAGAAGACGGCAGAGAAGCUAUGUCCAAAGUACGGCCUCUUUGCGAAGCGACCUCCACUUGGUCACUACUACUUCGAAACAUUCAAUAGAGCAAAUGUCUCGCUGGUUGACGCAAGGACUGAUCCGAUCAAGGAGGUGACCGAGCAUGGCCUUUGCACGGAAAGCGGAGAGCAGUACGAGUUUGAUACAAUCAUCUACGCCAUCGGUUUUGACGCCGGUACAGGCUCGUUGACUAGCUUCGAUAUCAAUGGUCGCAAUGGAGAGAAUUUGGGACAAAAGUGGGCUUCGCAUGUUGAGACUUAUCUCGGAAUGGCCAUGACGAACUUUCCCAAUAUGUUUGCAAUCGCAGCACCUCAGGGUCCGUUUGCCAACUUUCCCGUCGUUCUGGACAGUCAAGCACCCUGGGUUGGUAAGACAAUCUCCUACAUGGAAAAGAACAACUACAAGCAGGUGGAGCCCACACAGGAAGCCAUGGCAGGCUGGACCAAGACGGUCAACGACAUCUACGCAAUGACAAUCCUUCCUGAAGCCACGAAAGAUUCCAACUCCUACUUCAUUGGAGCCAACGUACCCGGCAAGAAGAUCGAACCGCUGUUUUGGUUUGGCGGGAUUGUUCCCUACUUCCAGGCUUGCGAGGAGGAGGUUCACACUGGCUUUCCUAACUUUGUAAAGUCUUGA
Molecule: messenger RNA, 1470 nt
Organism: Zasmidium cellare ATCC 36951
Lineage: Eukaryota; Fungi; Ascomycota; Dothideomycetes; Mycosphaerellales; Mycosphaerellaceae
Exons: 7
Coding region: 1-1470 (489 amino acids)
Source: RefSeq, a predicted model, not a curated record